Meloidogyne enterolobii is the source of this 240-nucleotide messenger RNA. NCBI's taxonomy places the organism in Eukaryota, Metazoa, Nematoda, Chromadorea, Rhabditida, Meloidogynidae. The record is from the annotation of a GenBank genome assembly.
AUGUUUUUUUUAAAUUUUAGUAAUGAAGGAUCACAUCCACUUGUACCUGUUCUAAUUGUUUUAUGUUGCUGUGAUUCGUUGCAAUUAAUAUUUUCUAUGCUUGUUUUGUAUUUACCUGCUUUACAUGAUCAUCUUGAAAUGGAUCCAUUGGGGUUGGUAGCUCAACUAGCAUAUUUGGCUACUGGUGGAUUAGCAGGGGGUUUAUUAGCUGCUAAUUGUGCUUCUAUUUGGACUAUGUAA